Messenger RNA from Ornithodoros turicata, 882 nucleotides. RefSeq lists its product as uncharacterized. The record is from RefSeq and is a predicted model, not a curated record. The coding region runs from base 1 to 882 and encodes 293 amino acids. The transcript has a single exon. NCBI's taxonomy places the organism in Eukaryota, Metazoa, Arthropoda, Arachnida, Ixodida, Argasidae.
AUGGCAGAGGGUUACGGACAGGAAGGUAUACGGGGUGCUUUUGUGGGGAUACAGCCUAUUCAGCCAGUUGGACAGCAGUGUUUUCAGCCAGCCAACCCUCAGUUCGUUCCCGCUCAGCAAUAUGCUCCUCAGCCGUACCAGCAACCUAUCCAACCGUCCCUUCACCAGUUCCUCCAGCAGUCAAUCCAGCUGCCCCUACAACAGCAUCUUCAGCAACCACUCCAGCAAAUCGGACCUGCUCUAAAUGGCGCUGUCAUGAACGUGCAGUGUCCUAUUCCCGAGACAGCCCAGGCACCCCUUCAACAAUACGCGCAGCAAUCUUUCCCACAGCCCGAUUCUCAAUGUCCACAACAGUUCGUCCAGACCAUUCAGCAACCUCCACCGGUAAACCAGCCAAUUUCCAGACGGUCCAACCAGAUGGUCGAGGCGUCACGCCGGGCGUCUCUCCCCGCCGCUGCCCGAGUGGCGGCGCCGAGCGAUCCUACAGUGAAUGCCAUGUACGCCCGCUUCCUCGGAGGUCCCAUAACAAAGCCUAUGUUUGCACGGUUAGUCCCACUAGACGACGCCCCGGAAGAAGUAGUUCAACCGCCGGCAAGAAGGGCAUCAUCCCCAGUUCAAGGUACCGUAGUAGUGCCGCCAACGCCUCAACCUGCGGUUCAGCUGCAGAGUGGUGGCGGCCAGAAUGCUGUCGGUCUGUCUUUGGAAAACGAAAUAUUACUGAAAGACCGCCAGAAGAGAAAGAGAAAGAAGGCGCGGAAGCGAAAGAUAAUACUAGAAACGUCAUCCUCAGAUUCGGAACCUGGGCAAGAGCAGCAGCAGCAGCAGCAGCCAUCUACAGUUCCAUUGCAACCGACCUCAGCUCCUGGAGAAGGUGCCACUUGA